Messenger RNA from Aspergillus campestris IBT 28561, 856 nucleotides. RefSeq lists its product as uncharacterized. The record is from RefSeq and is a predicted model, not a curated record. Lineage: Eukaryota; Fungi; Ascomycota; Eurotiomycetes; Eurotiales; Aspergillaceae. The coding region runs from base 96 to 545 and encodes 149 amino acids. The transcript has a single exon.
AGAAGAGACUGAUUCUCUUUGUCCUUCUCUCUGCUUUAGGCAGUCCCAUUCCAAAAGUUCCAGGAUGACACGUCAAAUCAAUGCCGGAGCACUGAAUGCAUCCGAUGUAUCCAAGUGGGUCCAUUCUCUGGUUUCUCCCUUUCGGUGAUGCACUGAUGCCAUGGGCCUGGACUCAUCCAUGGUACUCUCUCUGUCUUCUUGCUCUUCAUUCUCUUCAUUCUCUUCAUUCUCUUCAUUCUCUUCAUUCUCUUCAUUCUCUUCUCUCAUACACACUCUCCCUACAUUCUACAUUCUCUAUUAUCUAUCCUCAAGACUAUAAAUAUAAAGAGAACUCAUGGGAAGAUCCCUCUAAUUCUCUCCCUCUUCCCCCGUCUCAAUCCCUCCAGUGUCCAUAUAUUGAUUACAUCAUAACACACGAUCGGCACACAGCUCCACCUCCCGCCCAACCUUUCGUCAAUCCUCCAUCAUCUUCCACUGAUUAUCUAUCUUCUAGACCGAAAGUACCAUACAUACUAUUUACUUACAGUACUUACAGUACUCACUAGUAUCGAAUGUGGAUAAGAUACAGGACAGGAACAGUACUCAAACCCAAUAGUAUCCUCCUAUACAGGAUAGAUCAAACAAGUCUACCAAUGUUCAACACACCAUCUAUCCCGUGAAACACCGACUCCACUUGCCUAUCAAUGGAGGUCGUGGAUCGCUGGUGUAGAUAGAGAGUGGAGUGACGCUCCACUCGCCACUUACCGCUAUCCAUCCUAUAUAUAUCACGUGUGUGAUAUGCCAAGUUCUUACGUUAUCGAUCACAUGAUGGUCUCAACUCUUAUAUAAGAGAAAUAAAUAUCUCUACUGACCACAG